UUAUUUAAAUACUCGUUCACACUACAUAAAGUAAAAUAAUAAAUAAGCAAGUAAUUGAUCACCGCUGUAAUCAACUAAAAAUUCUAUAUCUAUCUUACACCUCAUUAUAGCAAUAACUAAAAAUCAUUCUUUCUCCAGCAAGCACAAUGAUUGCUAUCUUCUUCUUCGUCGUCAUCUUCAGCGCCACCGAAUCAGCCGCCUCUGUAUUCAACGAUGUCAACUGCACAACCAACAUCACUUUCACUCCUAACGGCACCUUCCAGAGCAACCUCGCCGCCCUCCUCUCCUCCCUCUCAUCCAACGCCACCGACGGCACCAGAUUCUUCAACACCACCAUCGCCGGCAACGGCGAAGCAAACACCGUAUACGGCCUCUUCAUGUGCCGCGGCGAUGUGCCGUAUCCACUGUGCAGCGAGUGCGUGAACUUCGCCACCCAAAGGAUAAGCUCGUCGUGUCCUUUAGCCAAAGAAGCCAUCAUCUGGUACAACGAGUGCUUGCUGCGAUAUUCGGAUAGGCUUAUCUUCUCUUCCAUGGAAGAAUGGCCUAGAUAUCAGAUCAAGAUUCCGUUAGGCGAUCCGGUGCUUUUGCGAACUCGUCGAUUUUACGAGACGUUGGGAUCUAUUUUGAACAAUCUGAUAGAUGGAGCAGCUGAGGCUCUUGGAAGAUCCAAUUCCAAGUACGGUGUUCAGCAAGGUGACGCAUCGGCCAACACGACGCUGUAUGGCCUUGCACAGUGCACGCCGGACUUAGCCGCCGGCUACUGUAGGCGGUGUGUCAGGGAUGCGAUAGCGGAGAUUACGACGUCGUGUUGUGGAGGUAGCAUUGGACAAAGUGUAAUGUUUCCCAGUUGCAUUGUUCGCUAUGAAACGUAUCCAUUUUAUCAGCAUUCCGGAACGUCGACGCCCACGCCGACGGCGGCUAACGGAAAAAGCAAUAAAUUGCGAACACAAAUGAUUGCGAUUCUUGUCCCCUCGAUUAUUCUUGUUCUGGUGGUGAUACUCGUUUUGUGCUACUACAUGGUACCCACAAAUUCGAAGAAGAAAUCACAAAGGGCCAUUGAUGUUUCAGAAAACUAUUUUUUGCGGGUUGAAAUUAUUACCACAAUGGAUUCCUUGCAAAUUGACAUGGCUACAAUUAAAGUAGCCACAAACAAUUUUUCUGAAGGGAGCAGGAUAGGCAAAGGUGGAUUUGGAGUAGUUUAUAAGGGAAUUCUUCCUAAUGGCCAAGAGAUAGCUGUGAAGAGAUUGUCAAGAACUUCUACACAGGGAGUUGAAGAAUUCAAAAAUGAAGUUUUACUAAUAGCCAAACUUCAACAUAGAAAUUUAGUGAGGCUGCUUGGAUUCUGCCUUGAAGAUGAUGAGAAGAUGCUUGUCUAUGAAUAUGUGCCUAACAAGAGCCUUAAUCACUUCCUAUUUGAUCCUUUGAAGCAAAGGGAAUUAACUUGGGCCGAGCGUUUUAAAAUUAUAAAAGAAAUUGCUCGAGGAAUCUUAUAUUUGCAUGAAGACUCACGUCUUAAAAUCAUACAUCGUGAUCUUAAACCAAGCAAUGUUCUGUUAGAUAGCAGCAUGAGUCCAAAAAUAUCAGAUUUUGGCAUGGCAAGACUAAUAACACUAGACCAAAUUGAAGGGAGCACAAGUAGGAUUGUUGGAACAUAUGGAUACAUGUCUCCAGAAUACGCAAUGCACGGAUACUUUUCUAUAAAAUCUGAUGUCUUUAGUUUCGGAGUCAUGAUGCUGGAAAUUAUUAGUGGACAAAAGAAUUCUUGUUCUUAUGAAUCAUGUCGCAUUGAUGAUCUCUUGAGCUAUGCUUGGAGAAAAUGGAGGGAGGAGUCAAUAGAAGAAUUGCUGGAUCCAGCAGUGAAAGAAUCUUAUUCUCAACAAGAAGUGUUUAGGUGCAUCCAGAUUGGUUUAUUGUGUGUUCAGGAAAAUCCAGAAGAUAGGCCUACAAUGGGAAACAUUGCUUCAUAUCUUAGCAGCGUUAUAAUCGAAUUGCCAUAUCCUCUAGAGCCUGCAUUUUUCAUGCAGGGAAGAAGAAGAAGAAACCAUGUUCAACAUGACCCUAAUUCUGAUCACUCUACCAACUACUCUGUCUCGUCAUCCAUUAAUGAGAUGUCUAUAAGCAAAUUUUUCCCUCGAUGAUGACGACGACGACGACCACCACCAAUUAGUUUUGAUAUACGUGAAGAAAUUGUAACUAUACAAUAUAAUACUCGAUUCUAUAUUUCUUGUUUACUUCGGGUAGUGGUAUUUGUUAUGUUGCUCGUAGUAUUGAUGUAAUUUGAUGUAUUUUACUGACUGAUUUAUUUUUUGACAAGAUAUAUAUAAGCGAUCAAGUUGAUU
Molecule: messenger RNA, 2339 nt
Organism: Prosopis cineraria
Lineage: Eukaryota; Viridiplantae; Streptophyta; Magnoliopsida; Fabales; Fabaceae
Product: cysteine-rich receptor-like protein kinase 44
Exons: 8
Coding region: 147-2138 (663 amino acids)
Biological process (GO): protein phosphorylation
Molecular function (GO): protein kinase activity; ATP binding
Source: RefSeq, a predicted model, not a curated record